AGGGCUCAGGGAUGCCUGAGAGCCAGGGGAAGGACAGUGAGAGCAGCAGCAGCAGCAGCUCCAACACUUUGGACUCGGUGGCUUCCUUUGGACAGUACCAGUACACAGCCAGCGAGUACCGAGCAAUCCAGCACGCCCUGCGACAGAGGCUGGGCCCAGACUACAUCAGCAGCCGGCAGGCAGGAGGAGGGCAAAAGGUCUGUUACAUUGAGGGUCACAAGGUCAUCAGUCUGGCCAAUGAAAUGUUUGGCUUCAAUGGCUGGGCUCACUCAGUCACUCAGCAGAAUGUUGACUUUGUUGACCUCAACAAUGGCAGAUUCUAUGUGGGUGUCUGUGCUUUUGUGAAAGUUCAGCUUAAGGAUGGGUCAUACCAUGAAGAUGUGGGAUAUGGAGUCAGUGAAGGCCUGAAGUCUAAAGCCUUAUCCUUAGAAAAGGCAAGAAAGGAGGCAGUAACAGAUGGACUGAAGAGAGCACUGAAGUGCUUUGGGAAUGCUCUUGGGAACUGCAUCCUGGACAAGGACUACCUGCGAGCCGUGAACAAACUUCCCCGGCAGGUACCCCCUGAGUUAGACCUGGUUAAAGCUAAAAUACAGGACUAUGAGCCUGAAAUAGAGAAAGCAAGAUACAGCAGCUAUAUGGAAAGGCAGAAUGGAGCAGGGAGACAGCACUGUGAGGUGACACCUGGCUGUGAGCCUGGCAAGACAGAGGCAGCUGUAGUGACAGCAGAUCAGAAACAGCCCAAUGCUCCCAGAAGCACAGACUCCCUGGCCAUGGAAUGUGAUGCCACUUACCAGAGGAAACUGCGCCAGAAGCGGCUGCAGCAGCAGUUCCGGGAGCAGAUGGAGAAAAAGCAGCAGGCCCCAGGAGUUACUCCCAGCAGCAAACAGGCGACAUCCAAUCCUGCCGUGGAGCACAGCACUCCAGCAGAAGUGCAACAGGAGCUGGCAAUAGAAGAGGAGUUCUUUGCAGAUGAUCCUGAACUUUGGGACAUUCCCUUGGAGAGCAUGGGUGCCAAAAUACCAGAGCCCUCCUCAGCUGCACAGCAGGCACCUGAGAUGCCCCAUGGCCAUCAGCAGAUGAGCACUCGCAGCAGGACACCCCGCAGGGGGAACCAGCACAAAGCUUCUGCCAGGCUGGCACAGCUUCAGCCCCCUGCUGCAGCCCCCAGCACCAGCUGUGCCCACCAGCACAGCCCAGGGUGCAGCCCACUCGGGAGAAGUCAGAGCUUGAAGAAAAGGAGGCUGGAACCUAUGUGAGGCACAUCGUGGGAUCUGUGCCUCUGUCAUGGAUUACAUCACAAGGCUGCAGCUGGCUUUCCGAAUUGUGUCACAUGGACUCUGCUGUACAUUAUGGUGAAGCAACAGAGAAGAGUUUCAUACAAUCAGCAAGAACUUCAUGUACUCUUAGGUUAUUAUGUAUUUCUUUUUCUAUAACCAUGCCAUUAUUUGUGCUCUGCAGCACGAGCCUUGUGGCCGUAUUACAAGUGGAUAUUACCUGUAAAUUGUAACAGAAUGGAUUGUUAAAAAUGAAAUGCAAUUCAGAGCUUGUAUCUCCCUCAGUGCUGCAUUCCAGCACAGAGAUUUUCAGUACAAUGGGGAGCAGGGGGAUCGUGGCCA
This is a messenger RNA of Sturnus vulgaris (Common starling), 1616 nucleotides long. It is a transcript of the gene RAD52, whose product is annotated as RAD52 DNA repair protein. Lineage: Eukaryota; Metazoa; Chordata; Aves; Passeriformes; Sturnidae. Gene Ontology annotation, cellular component: nucleus. The record is from RefSeq and is a predicted model, not a curated record. Gene Ontology annotation, biological process: double-strand break repair via single-strand annealing; DNA recombinase assembly; mitotic recombination.